Molecule: messenger RNA, 1311 nt
Organism: Manis pentadactyla (Chinese pangolin)
Lineage: Eukaryota; Metazoa; Chordata; Mammalia; Pholidota; Manidae
Product: calcium/calmodulin-dependent protein kinase type 1G
Exons: 14
Biological process (GO): peptidyl-serine phosphorylation
Cellular component (GO): intracellular anatomical structure
Molecular function (GO): calmodulin binding; calcium/calmodulin-dependent protein kinase activity; ATP binding
Source: RefSeq, a predicted model, not a curated record
AUGGUGACUGAUGCCUGGUUCUUCAGGCCGCCAUGGACUCUGAGUGAGGCAGGGGGCGUCCCUAACUCUUCUAACUUCAUCAACAUCGCAGAACCCAAUGAUCACCACCGCAAGGGCUCCCUCCGACAGCCACUCUGGGGAGCUUUAUCAGUUUUCCUGGUGAAGCAAAGGGUGACUGGGAAGCUCUCUGCCCUGAAGUGCAUCAAGAAGUCCCCUGCCUUCUGGAACAGCAGUCUCGAGAAUUAGAUUGCUGUGUUGAAAAGGAUCAAGCAUGAGAACAUCGUGACCCUGGAGGACAUCUGUGAGAGCUCUACUCACUGCUACGUGGUCAUGCAGCUUGUUUCUGGUGGGGAGCUCUUUGACCGGAUCCUGGAGCAGGGUGUCUACACAGAGAAGGAUGCCAGCCUGGCGAUCCAGCAGGUCUUGUUAGCAGUGAAAUACCUCCAUGAGAAUUUCACUGUCCACAGAGACUUAAAGCCUGAAAACCUGCUGUACCUCACCCCUGAAGAGAGUUCUAAGGUCAUGAUCACAGACUUUGGUCUGUCCAAGAUGGAACAGGGUGGUGUCAUGCCCACUGCCUGUGGGACUCCAGGCUGUGUGGCUCCAGAAGUGCUGGCCCAGAAGCCCUACAGCAAAGCUGUGGAUUGCUGGUCCAUUGGCGUCAUCACUUACAUACUGUUAUGUGGGUAUCCUCCUUUCUAUGAAGAAACUGAGUCUAAGCUUUUUGAGAAGAUCAAGGAAGGCUUCUAUGAGGUUGACUCACCAUUCUGGGAUGACAUUUCUGAGUCAGAUAAGGAUUUUAUUUGCCACUUGCUGGAGAGGGACCCAAAUGAGCAGUACACCUGUGAGAAGGCCUUGAAGCACCCCUGGAUUGACAGGAACACAGCCCUCCACCGAGACAUCUACCCAUCUGUCAGCCUCCAGAUCCAAAAGAACUUUGCCAAGAGCAAGUGGAGGCAAGCCUUCAAUGCAGCAGCUGUGGUGCUUCCAGGCCUGUCCGUGCCGCUCACUAGCUCUGCAGCCCUUGACAGUCAAGAACUACAAAUCAGAGGUCGUGGUGCCAGUCACGGCCAGCGGCAGCUCCCCCUGCUGGGCAGGGCAAACGGGAGUGUGUCUCCUCAUGUGAUCCCGGCUCGUCCUGCAGUUCUCAGGAGAGAUGAUCCACUCUUUUCUGCCCCUCCAAACCUGGCACCUACUCUGCAGUGGGAGGAAGAGGGAGCAAGCAGAGCAGGGCCAGGCAGGAGCAGUUUCUGGUCAGAAGCAGCCGACGGCUGCCACCUGGACAGACGCUCUCAGAAGGCCCAGGAGUGA